Molecule: messenger RNA, 1027 nt
Organism: Lycium barbarum (goji berry)
Lineage: Eukaryota; Viridiplantae; Streptophyta; Magnoliopsida; Solanales; Solanaceae
Exons: 3
Coding region: 150-722 (190 amino acids)
Source: RefSeq, a predicted model, not a curated record
CACACAAAUACCCAUAACACCAUAAAAAUAGUAACAGAGUAAAAAAAAAAAAAAAAACCCUAUUCGUUUCAAAAAUAAUAUUCAUAAACUGAUAUACACAUAUAUAUGCACAUAAAGCUUGGAAGUUUGAGUUAUCUUUGAAUGGUUUGAUGGGAAUGGGACAUGAAAGAACGAAACCUCUUCAUAAUUUCACGUUACCUUGUGGUUUAAAGUGGGGUAAUCAGAAACACUUAAGAUGUGCUAAACUUGAUGGUAGAUCAUCAUCACACUCAAUCCGACGGCCAGAAAUCAACCGCCGGAGAUCUAACGGUGAUGGUAAUGGAAUCGCUGCUGUAAGAGAGAAACUGAUGUUUGAUCUUCAAGAAGAAACCGAUAAGAUGAAACACGCUAUUUUUACAGAUAACCAAGUUCCGGCGCCGCCGCCGGAAGAUUCUAGGCCCUGGAAUUUGAGGACUAGAAGAGCGGCGUGUAAAGCCCCCAUGAAUGGAUCAAAGAUUCCGUCGCCGGAGAUUCUUCCAAGUGAUUCUGUUAGGGUGCCGUUUUCGGUUUCGCUUGGUAGGAAAGAGAUUCAAGAGGAUUUUAUGACAAUGGUUGGACAUAGACCUCCACGUAGACCCAAAAAAAGAGCUAAAUUGGUUCAAAAGAAUUUAGACACGUUAUUUCCAGGGUUGUGGUUAACGGAGAUUACACCGGACUUAUACAAAGUUGCUGAUGAUCAGUAGAUUCAAAAGAUGGGGAGUUGUGUUUUUGUCUGACAAAAGAUGGUAACUUUGACACUGGUACGGUGGAUGACCUUUUUGAUUUUGGGAGUUUGAUGAAACCGUUGAAUUUCCUUUGGUAACAGAAAGGGGGUUUAAGAGGAUAAAAGUUGCUGCGGCAAGGCUAAUUUUGCUUAGAGGUGAUUUGUUCAUAUUUUCUCUCGUUUAUCAUUGAAAUAAGUUUUAACAUAGUUGGAUGUUCGUAGAUCAAAGACGAUUGUUCAUAUAGUGAAAAAAUCUUUAAUCUUUUCAAGUGCAUUUACGUGCUA